UUGUAGUCUGGAGUUUUAUACUAACUUGUACUACCAAGUGCUGCAUGCCACCCUGGUUUAUUUUGCCUCAAAAAGCUGUUUGCUUUAAUAUUCCUUUCAUCCAAAAAUAGACGUAGUAUAGUUAUGUCGAAGAAUUACAUAAAUGCGCUUUUGAAGCCUUUUCGUGAGAGUAAAGUGUUAGAAGGUUUGCUGAAAUGGUUCGAGCCAGCUGCCAGCGAUAGAACUAAAGCAGUCAGAGGCGAGAAAGACGAGGUGCCGUCAGGGCGAGCUGGUGCGGCACAGUACAGCACAGGCGUUCGAAAAGUUACCUUAAUUCCCGGCCAUGGAAUCGGCCCGGAGAUUACGGUGGCUGUGCAAAAAAUCUUUGAAGCAGCCAAAGUGCCUAUUGAAUGGGAUGAAGUCGAUGUCACAGCUGUUCGGGGACCAGAUGGUAAAUUCGGUAUCCCACAAAAGGCUAUUGACUCAGUGAAUGCUAACAAAAUUGGCCUGAAAGGUCCAUUAAUGACUCCAGUCGGUAAAGGCUACAGAUCCCUCAAUCUGGCUCUCAGGAAAGAGUUUGAUCUUUAUGCUAAUGUCAGGCCCUGCAAGAGCUUAGACGGAAUCAAAACCUUAUACGACAAUGUAGACGUAGUGACUAUCAGAGAGAACACGGAAGGUGAAUAUUCUGGUAUUGAGCACGAGAUCGUAGAUGGAGUGGUUCAGUCUAUCAAGCUGAUCACUGAGGAGGCUAGCAAGAGAGUGGCUGAGUUCGCGUUCCAGUUCGCACGUGACAACAAGAGGAAGAAGGUCACCGCUGUCCACAAGGCUAAUAUUAUGCGUAUGUCCGACGGUCUUUUCCUGCGGUGCUGUCGCGACCUCGCCACCAAGUACCCCGACAUCACUUUCGAGGAGCGAUACCUCGACACAGUAUGUCUCAACAUGGUGCAGGAUCCCUCCAAGUUUGACGUAUUGGUUAUGCCGAACUUGUACGGUGACAUCAUGUCCGACAUGUGUUCCGGUCUGGUCGGAGGACUCGGUCUGACGCCGUCUGGCAACAUCGGCAAGAACGGUGCCCUGUUCGAAUCUGUGCACGGAACUGCUCCAGGAAUCGCCGGACAGGACAAGGCGAAUCCCACGGCGUUACUCCUCUCAGCCGUAAUGAUGCUACGGCAUCUUCAGAUGCACGAUUACGCGAACAAAAUAGAAGGUUCCUGCUUCAAGGUGUUAAGGGAAGGCAACGUGCUAACUGAGGAUUUAGGAGGAAACAGCUCUUGCAGUGCUUACACCAAUGAGAUUAUAAACAAUUUAGAGUAAGCGUUCACGUUUUGAUCACUGUUAUUGCCAAUUUAAAAAGUUUAUAACCAUGGCCUUUUGAAGUCUGAUGUAGGGUAUUAGCAUCAAUUUAUAUGCUUCUUGUAGACAUGUUUUGUCUUUCGAUAAUUUAAAUUAUGACGCUUUUUAUUCAUUCAAAUCGUGUUAAAGUUAAAAAAUCAUUAAAGUUUACAUAGAAACUAAUAAUAUAUCUCUACACAUACAUAAAAUAUUAUUCACUUAUAUAACAAAGGUCUAUUACAGUGAUCGAGACACUAUUACAUACUAGUAUGAUAUAGAUCAAUAUUUUUUCAAUAUUUAGUAAAAAAUAUUACAGAAAGGAAAGAAAAUGCUACCUAAUCUAGCACACUAUGGAUUUAAAUUUGAACACGGGGAACUACCCUGAAAUUAUGUGCAAAAUUUUGCGGCUGGUUCGCAAAAAGAUGACUGACCAUAGAGAUGUUAAAUAUAGUAGAACAUUCAAAGUUUAUAAUAAUAAAAAGUUGAUUCUAAAAUUACAGUAUUGUGCUAUUCUGAGUAUACAUCAUGUUUGACAACAAUGUCAACAACCACAAGGUUAUGCUGUUUUAGUCAAUUGUGUAUCCCGUAUAACUUGAAUAUGGCAAAAAAGUAUUGAAAUCCUUUAAUCAAUUUUGCAAAAUGGUGUCUAUUAUAUAACAUCUCUAUGUGAAUCACUUAGUUUUACUUUUAAUUUAUUUGAAAUCGCAGAUGCGAUAGAACGGUAUUACUGCCAAAGAAGUAUUAAGCAAAAUAUCAAUGCAUUUUUAGGACAUAGAUCUGCAAAUAGGUAAAUGUUUAAGUGCAAAGUUACAGUCGUCAAAAGUGUAAAAUCUCCGAAUCAUGUUUUUUAAAUGCAGACUUAAUGUUGAUAAUAACUUUAAAAAAUUAAAAGAUUUACGAAUACGCUAGACUAAAUUCACUUAUCAAGUUUGUCACGAUAAUAACACUUAAGAGGUCCAUGGUGUAGUAUCUCAGCUUAUAAGAUGGUAUUCUCGGAAGAAAGCAAGACAAAAAUUUAAAAAGACGAGUAUGCAAAACAAUGUUAACAAAGAUGUUUUCAUUCCAUACACAUACAUACGUAUUAAACAACAAUGAGAAAUAUGACUCAAGACUAAAUACAUUAUUGAAGAUUGUAACAACAGGGCAUACCAAUAAAAGUAUGUAUACAGGGUGACUUUUAAUUAAACUGCAUAAAUUUAACUUAUAAGUGUACUCAUCUUAAGGAGAUUUAAAAACGUUAAAAGAAAAAUAUCGGUUCAUAUUUCAGAAAGUACGAAAAAAAAUAAACGUAUCAAAAUCCACGAUCCUAAAUACGUAAUAAUAUCACCCCGGCCGGCGGAAAAGCGACGCGUAAUAUUCAGCGAUCUCGAAAACUCUGUACUUUACUUGAUCUUGAUACUAGAAAAAUAAUUUAUUUUUCAGACAUUUAUUUACAUGUUUAGUUUUAAUUUCUUUUUGUAGUAUUGGUUUUUAAUAAAGCGUGUAACGUAGUUUUUGAGGGGUUUUUAAAUGUGAAAAUGAUGACGUUUAAUUUAAAUAAAAAUAGGCUCAAACGGCUCAGAAGCAUGGGUAUAGUCUAUGUUUAAAAGGAUGCAGUUGUUUUAAAUGUCACCCUGUAUACUAGGUGCAUGUCACACUGAACAGAAGUAUGGAUAAGACGGGCUCACGACUUCUAAAAAAAUACAUAAUUGACGAGUCACGUGGUUGUGACGUAACUGCGGCCUUCUAUAUGCUUUGCAUCAUGUUUUUUUUUAAAUAUUAUUAAUGAAACGGUCGCGUAGGAUAAGGACAGUUACUUUUGCACGCCGACCUUGUUUACGUCUACUCAGUGUGUCCGGUGCUUAAGGGAAGUGGUGUAUUUAGAAUUUAUUUGCAUGAUACCGAUAAUUUAGCUCGUGAAUAACCUGUCGUCGUGAUACAUUGGCUGUUUUGUGUGCGUUUUUAUUUAAGUAUAGUACAUACAAAUAAUGGCAACAUAAGAAAUAAGUAAGAUCUCCAAGAAUGUACCCUAGGUUAAUUAUAUUUGUAAUCGGUACGAUGAUACAUACUGAUGCGAGUCUUAAAUAAUGCAAGUUUAUGUGGCCAUCACACAUAGAUAUUAUGUACAUCCAUCUCAGUUUGGUCCAAAAGUUCGACUGGCAAAAAAUGCCUUUUGACAUUAAGUCCACCUGUUGUACAUGUUACGUGCAUUAAGUUUAAAUAAAUAAAUAUUAUUCUUUCAUGUUUCGAAACAAAAGUGUAAUUGCAGAUUUCUUUAUAUUCUUUGACAAACGCCAAUCUUUUAAAUCCUCCCUAAAUAAUUGCAGGGUCAGGAAAGUCUUAAAUUAUUUUUAGGUUAUUAAUUUAAUAAAAUGUUUUCAAAGGAGAACGCCUUAAUCUGAGGACUGUUUAUAGUUCAGUUCUAGGCGAGGUAAAAAAUGGCCUUUGUGGCUGAAGGUUUGUGCUGUAACACAUGGCAAAUUUAAUGAAAUUUUUAUUGAUCUUUAAUGAAUUUAACAAAUUUGGAAUAAUUCCAAAUAAAUUUUGCAUUUUUAUGCGUUUAACUAAUAUACUAAGUUUAAUUGUUGUCACGCCAUCCUUGUGCCAGGAAAUAAGAAUUAUUUUUUUCAAUUGUAUUGUGAAAUUUACCUCUUUUCAAUUUUUUAACAGCACUCAGUAUGCCGAAUAGAGUGGAAAAAUAUAUUAAGUAAUUUUAAAUCAUUGAGGUGACAAUAUCACACGGCAAAAUAAAAUGUCCACCUUAGAAUAGGUCUAGAAACUAGCAUUUAUCUAUUUUUCCUAAAAUUUUCGGCCACGCCGUGGUACAAACAAAUUUAUGAUUAAAUCUUUAUUUUUUAAUAACAUGCUUAAUUUAAGACUUAAUUUAUUUGCUAUAGUUAAUGAAAUCAUUCCAUUUUCCUCUUUUUGGGGACACUAAUUUGUUUUUAAUUUGCGUGAUAUUUUGAUUACCUAGUUCCUUUAUUUUGUGAUUAUGUAGCGAUUUAGUUAGGGUGACGCUGCGAUGGCAGGGUAAAUUCAACGUUAUUCGUUACUAUAAGUUCGCCACUAUUUAUUUCAUAUAGCUUUCAGAUGUAAUCUGACAAUAAAACUUAAAAAUUUUCAUUUAAAAUAUCGACGAGUACAUGAAUUUCUGUAAGAAUACAACUUUUGUAGAUGUGUUAUUUAUUUAGUUUAUGUAA
Molecule: messenger RNA, 4490 nt
Organism: Amyelois transitella
Lineage: Eukaryota; Metazoa; Arthropoda; Insecta; Lepidoptera; Pyralidae
Gene: Idh3a
Product: probable isocitrate dehydrogenase [NAD] subunit alpha, mitochondrial
Exons: 7
Coding region: 124-1293 (389 amino acids)
Biological process (GO): tricarboxylic acid cycle; isocitrate metabolic process
Cellular component (GO): mitochondrion
Molecular function (GO): NAD binding; magnesium ion binding; isocitrate dehydrogenase (NAD+) activity
Source: RefSeq, a predicted model, not a curated record